AUAGAUGAUUACGAUGCGUACGCUAGGCGUCAAUAAUACCUUUUCGCUUGAAGUAGCUGCCUUAUAUUUUAUAUAGGAUACGUUACACAUAUCAUAGAAAAUUUAGGAAGCUGUUAACUUUAAGUGAAAAUAAAUUUUGAUGUACAUGCGAAUACGCAACGACAAGCAAGGGAUAUUUCAACAUUGUAGCUCGCUUCUCUAAGCAGACAACUAUUAUAUUUGUCAAAUAAAACAUACUGCAAAGAUGUGAAAUGCUGCUAAAUGAUACGUUUGAUAGGAGAUACACGGUUUAUUCUGUUUGGUUAUGUAAUGUCAUUGAGCAACGAUACUUCGAGGCGGAUCAUAAAUUGGCUUCUUCUCGUUCAAGUGCUUUGCUUACUGAUGUUGGAUCCUUUCUUUCUUCCGUAUUUUUGUUCGAUGUUUCAUCGUCGAGCGUCCCGAAAAAUUUGAUGUCUUUUGCUUUGAUCACUGUUUUUGUGCCUCGACGCCAUAAGCGAUAGGAUUUUGAUUCGUACGAAAAAAAUAUUAUUUGAAACAAAGAAGCAAUCAACUGGAAACAGCAUUUCAGAGGAGAAUCAGUUUUUGACAAUUGCAGCUGCACUACCAAUUUUGCCAGGUGCGCCGAUACCUCCAAAAUUGUCAAAGCGUUGCUACAAUUCAUUUAGUUGUACUGGAACCCAAUUUGAAAUUGAACAUGCAGAAACUGAAGGAUGUGAGGUGGUUACGUUACAAUGGACAGGAGAAACAAAAACAAUCGUGGCAUCGAGAACUUCUGCAGAACGAGAAAAGAAUCCUAAUAGAAUAUGUCUUGAUAGGCGAGGUCUGACAACAUUUCCUAAUGUCAUUGGAGAAUCCAAGUUGCGAUUAAUGUCUCUUCAACAUAAUCUGCUAACCAAGCUCGAGAGCUCCAACUUCUCUCAGUUAACAAAGCUUGUAUUUCUUGAUUUAUAUGAUAAUCAAAUAGAGAAAGUAUGCGAUUUUCAUCUUUUAGAGAAUCUAAGAGUACUUUUACUAGGAAAAAAUAGAAUUAAAAAAAUUGAAGGUUUAAAACAACUUUUGAGAUUGGAAGUUUUGGAUUUGCAUGGCAAUCAAAUUCAACAAAUUACGGGCUUGGAGAAUUUAUCGUCGUUGAAAGUAUUAAACUUGGCAGGGAAUAACAUCAAAACUAUAGGAUGCAAUGAUUUUCAAGGUUUAAUCUCAUUAAAAGAACUUAAUUUACGUCGGAAUAAACUAAAGAGGUUGCUAGGAUUUGAUGAGACACCUCAAUUACAAAAAUUAUAUUUGAAUAAUAAUGAUAUUCAUAAUAUUGAAGAUAUGAGUAGCCUUGCAAAAGCCUUGCAAAUUAAAGAAAUAACAAUAGAUGGCAAUCCAGUAACUUUAAAUACUGAUUAUAUCUCUUUUCUCGUUUCGUAUUUGCCAAAUUUGCAACUUUUAUCAACAAUGCAAAUAAGCGAACAAAUUCGAAGAACAGCAAUGGCUUGGAGAUUCUCAAAGGAACAAUCGAAUUCUGCUUUCCUUGAUCUUAGUACACAAGUUUGUAUGAACGUACGUAGAGAAGAAGUGAUAUCAAAUGCUAAAACAAAUUGGGAAUUUCUCCGAACUAAAACUAAAGUUUCACUUGAUAGUUCCACUAAAUUGAACAAUAAUACAAGCAAUAAUAUAUUAUUACGUACACAAAGUGCAAAUAAAUUUCAUACUGUAAACCCAAAGAGCUUAGACAAAGUCAAAAUAAAAGGUUUUGGUAGUCUCACUGCAAUAAAUGAAAAUAUGGAAGCACGAAAGAUACAUAUAAAAAGGAGAAGCGCUUCUAGCGAGAAUUUAAGAGAAUUUAAAUUAGAAGAUACAUCGAAAUCAUAUCCUUUGGAAUUUAAACUUCCACCUAUACUAGAUUCAAUAGUAAAUAAUUUAACAAACAAUAGAUUUGAGAAUAGAAUAUUGUCUAAUAAUAAUAAUAAAGAAAAUAACAGUAAGAAAAGGCUUGAAAAUGAAUAUAUUGAAAAUGCAUCGGAUAGCGAGACAGAGAUUUCACAAAGUCAUGAAAGUUUAAAAAGUGGUUUAAAAAGUCAUCUCUUUACUUCUAACGUGUACGACACAUCUGUAGAUUAUGACAAAUCUGCAGUCUAUAACGAGUCUACUAUAGCGAAAGAUGUAUCCUCGAUUACCGCAGGAAAUUAUGUUAAAAAUAAUGAGAAUCAUAUACAUGAAGCUCUUGCUAUGACCCAAAAUUUCUUAAAAUAUCAUGAUGCGGUAACAAACGAAAACAAUGACUUAAAUAAUAGAUUGUUUCAAGAUUCAAAAGCAUUUUAUGAUCGAGAUGAACAAAAUCAUUACCAGUCGAAAUCGACUAUAAAUUCUUCUGGAUAUUGUUCUUUAAGUUCAAAAACUAAUAGUCUAGACAGUAGUAAAUCAUUAUUAACGGAUUCUAGCGUUUCGUUGAUUUUUAAGAAUGCAUACAAAUCUCAUGAAUGUGACAAGGAUAAAGGAAGGAUUAAAAGUGCUCAAACGAAAAAGAUGGUAUAUUAUAAAAAUAAUAAAGCUGCGACAGUUAGAGCAAAAUUUAAAUCUCUUGCUCCGCCAAGUCCACUUCCUCAACAAGUACCACCUAAAGAGAGAGAACAGGGCGGGGAUUACUUAAUAGAGAUCGUUGGUCGAUGCCUAAAUAUAUAUGGCCAAGGUGCUUUACGCUUUAUAGAUAGGACUUGGGACUUAUCAAAGGCUCAAGAUGUCAACGUCGUAAAAUUUAAUUAUGUACAGUUUAACGAUGUGGCAAAAAUUUUAAGUAAAUUAAAGAAUAGAUUUCCUCAUGCGGAACAUUUUGUAUUUAAAGAAACUAACAUCAAUCUUCUUGGUCAACUAAAUGCCUUAGCUGAGAUACAGGGAUUGACUAGUAUACAAAUAGACGCAGGAAAUCCUAUUGUGUCCAAGGACUGGAAAAUGUACGCUAUAUUUCGCUUAGCUCAUUGGGGACUUGCAAUUAUCAAUGGCAAAGAGAUUACAACUGAAGAUGUGGAGCUUGCAAAUCAAGAAUAUACAGGGCUUAUAGAUAUAGUAAUGUGUUCACUGCCAGAUUCUUUAUUACAACCUUUGUUACAAAGACUUCAUUUAGAGAAGAUACAGAGACAAAGCGGGGAACAAAUUACUGCCAAACAAUUUUUGUUUAAUUGUGACCCGGCACUUCGAAGCGUUGUUGCCAAGGAGGCGUUACAAUGGAGAAAAGGAAAUGUAACACAGGAAGAUCUUAUCUGGAGACACAAAGGAAAAGUACACUUGCUAAAUUUAAUCAAUCUCACUAUAAAUGCUAUAUGCAAGUUACAAAUUCUAAAGAAGCAAUGGCCAUGCGUUCUGUAUGAAAUCGUUUAUAAUACUUUAUCCGAUUUUUCUAAAAUGGAUGUGUACAUGAAGUAUUGCAGCAAAAUGCUCGAUAGCAAUAAAUAAUAUCGUAUUUAUAUCACAAAACGUAAUACACCUCGAUAUUGUACCGCAAUAUACGUAAUCUAUGAUUUGACUUGAUUAUAUUAUAUGUCGCAAGAAAUAAUAACAUAUGGCUUGCUAUGCAAACAAAGAAUUAAUAUAUACGUACACAUACAGCAAAGAGGAUUUUAUAUUGUUAUUGUUAUAAAUAUAUUAAAUACAUUUGCUAGACUUGUAUUCAUGUAUAAAACAAUAAAUUGUGUAUAAACAUUGUUAAUA
This is a messenger RNA of Solenopsis invicta (red fire ant), 3690 nucleotides long. Its product is annotated as leucine-rich repeat-containing protein 49. The transcript has 9 exons. Gene Ontology annotation, molecular function: protein binding. The coding region runs from base 868 to 3435 and encodes 855 amino acids. The record is from RefSeq and is a predicted model, not a curated record. NCBI's taxonomy places the organism in Eukaryota, Metazoa, Arthropoda, Insecta, Hymenoptera, Formicidae.